GGAAGUUUACUCAGCAGCCCAAGUGGAAGUCAGCCGACAAGAGGGGAAAGAACCGAAACACGUGAUUUUUGUGGUUGUACUUCAAUAGAUGGACCUACGUUCAGAGAAAAUACAGCGGAUACUCUUCAAGUACAAAUUCCACGAUGUUGCUGUUGAGGAGCUGCAGAAACUCAAUCGAGUCUACCCUGACAUCAUACCAUCUACAGACACAUACACAUUCACUGACAACACCCAAAAAGAUCUCCUGAAAUUAAUUGGUAACGUCCCUGUCCAGUAUGGAGGCCGGACCUACAACUUCCCCAUUCAGCUGUGGCUGCUGGACUCAUUCCCCAUCUCGCCUCCCAUAUGCCUCCUGAGACCAACCUCGAGCAUGGUCAUCAGAGAGGGCAAGCAUGUCGAUGGAACAGGACGGAUCCACCUGCCGGGCCUGCACAACUGGAAUUAUCCCACGUCAACCGUGGUGGGUCUUCUGAAAGAGAUGAUCUCCAAGUUUGAGGAGGAUCCCCCACUGUCCACAAAGACCACAGCGGAGCACAAAGACCCCCAUGAGCUCCUGACGAUGGUUUCAAAUCUACAGCUCGAUGGCGGAGGCAGACAAAAUCGACCAGUUGGCAAAGUCUCAGUUAUUGGGGGAGGAGAUUUAGGAAUGGCGUCAGUGAUGAGCAUUUUAUCAAAGUGUAAAGUGGACAAACUUGUUUUCAUUGACGUUGCUGAGAGUUCCACCAAGGGUGGCAGCACUGAUCUAGAGAUUUUCAGUCUGCCCAAGGUUGAGGUGUCCAGAGAUUUUUCAGCCUCUGCUGGCUCCGGGGUUGUCGUGGUGACUGCGAAUGCAUGGAGCGGCGAGCAGUCGUACGUGAGCGUGGUUCAGACUAAUGUGGACUUGUUCAAAAAAAUCAUCCCAAAUCUGGCACGCCUCAGCCCUAAUGCAAUAAUGCUCAUCGCUUCACAGCCAGUGGAUAUCAUGACACAUGUCGCCUGGAGGCAGAGCUGCCUGCCUCCGACGCAGGUGAUCGGAGCAGGGUGUAAUCUGGACUCAGAGCGACUUAGUCAGAUCUUGAAUAUUAACCUGAACACUCACAAACCAGCCUGGGUCAUAGGAGAAUUUUCAGACAACAAAGUUGCUGUGAUGAGUAACAUCGGGCUGAGCUCCAGUGUGAGGACAGAGAUCGCAGCAACACCCAACGUUACCAAACCAUUGUUAGACAGAGCACUUGAUAUGAUGAAGAAUCGUGGUCAGCGGUCGUGGUCUGUGGGUCUGUCCAUCGCUGACAUCACAAACAGCAUCCUGACAGAUCAGAAGAAGACCCACUCCGUUUCCACGCUGGCUCAGGGCUGGGGUGGCAUAGGAGCAGAGGUGUUCCUCAGCUUGCCGUGCAUGAUGGGCUCAAACGGUUCCACUCGCUUGGCUGGAGUGUCGCUGGGAGAGGAGGAAGACUCCAAACUGAGGGAAAGUGUGACUUCCCUCUCUAACCUCAUGAGUCAGCUCAGGAUAUGAAGGAUAUGAUUGUAGUCGAAGUUGUGGUUUAACCGAGCAGUUUAGCAGCAGCAGCUAUCAACAGCUGGACUGUAACUGUGCUGAAGUUAAAUGCAGUUUUAGUCAGCAAUUAACACUGGAGUGUUGAAGUUAUGAUCAAAAUUGCCUUCUUGUCUUAAAUAUGUAUGGUUUAAUCAAAAGAUUUGUUUCUAUAUUUUCAUUGGACACUAAAAAUGUGGGUACGUAUCAGUGUACAGAUUGCAUUUUGUAUUUGAAUGUAUCAGUUACUCAUUUUGUCUCAUACAAACUUUGCAACCUGGAACAUGUUACAUGAAUGCACUGUUAUAUUUUUAGAACGUCAUGGAAUUCUAUGCAAAAGCAUCUAAAGAAUGUCGUAGGAAUGUAUCUACACUGAGCAAAAAUGUUGACACAGCAAUUUUGGUUUUGCUCCCGUUUUGCACAGGUUGAAGUUCAAGAUCUUCAGACUUUUUUCGUGCACUCAGUAGAUAUAUUUCUCUCUAAUUUGGUCACAAAUGUGUUAAAAUCCAAGAUAAUAUAUCCACCAAGAUGAGUGUGGCAUAUCAAGACACGUGUGCCUCAUUUCACUACCAUAAGCCGUCUCCAAUGUCACUUCCCUGAAUUUGGCAGUACAUCCAACCAGCCUCACAACCUCACAAGUUGGUUACGAUAACGAAUUGCGGUCAAGCCAUGGUGAUGAGCCCCCCCUGAGACAGUUUCUGUCAGUUUGCGCAUAGAAUCUUUGGUUGUGCAAAUGAUGAUGCAAAUUUUGCAGCAGCUGUUCGAGUGGCUGGUCUCUGGCAAUCUUGCAGGGGAAGAUGCUGCAUGUGGCUACAUGUGGUCUGCGGUUGUGAGGCCAGUUGGAUGUUCUGCUAAAUUUACUCAAAGACAGCUCAUUGUAGCGACAUGAACAUUCAGUUCACAGGCAACAGCUCUGAUGGACAUUGCUGCAGUCAGCAUGACAAUGGUACGCUCCCUGGGCCAUCUGUAGCAUCGUGUUGUGAUAUAAAACUGCACAUUUUAGAGUGGCCUUUUAUUGUAACCAUCCCUACACUAGGUUAGAUGUAUCAUAACAAAUUUGUGACCAAAAUUUGAGAGAGUGCAUGAAAUAAGUCUUAGAUCUCUAACUUAAACCUGUGAAAAAUGGGAGCAAAAACAAAAGUGUUGGAUUUAAAUUUUUGUCCAGUAUAUAUUUUUGUCAGAAAGCUGAAUUUGGCUUCGACUACUUUUACCAAAGAUCAUGUAUUUCACCUUAUUUUUGUACUAACCCAUCCCUGACACAGUCCUCUGGGAGACAAUCAGGGUGUUGGCAGAUGAAGAGUGAGCCUUGUAUAUUAAUAAUGUGCCUCACUGAUGAGGUACGGCUCGUAUAUUUUAAUGGCCUUAUUCGCCGUAUCAGUGCUGUUUCCAUAUUUAAUGCAAUAAGCUUUUGAGAUGCCUUUAUAUUUAAACAGCCUUUGCUCUUACAAUUGUUUACUGUGUGUAAAACACAUUGCAAAGCAAAAACCUAAAAUAUGUACAGUAAGAUGACACGAUUUUGUGGGUGUGCAAUAAAUAUCUUGAACCAGA
Messenger RNA from Epinephelus fuscoguttatus (brown-marbled grouper), 3061 nucleotides. RefSeq names its product UEV and lactate/malate dehyrogenase domains (gene uevld). Lineage: Eukaryota; Metazoa; Chordata; Actinopteri; Perciformes; Serranidae. The transcript has 12 exons. Gene Ontology annotation, biological process: carboxylic acid metabolic process; protein transport; protein modification process. The record is from RefSeq and is a predicted model, not a curated record. The coding region runs from base 89 to 1495 and encodes 468 amino acids. Gene Ontology annotation, molecular function: oxidoreductase activity, acting on the CH-OH group of donors, NAD or NADP as acceptor.